AAAUAAAACCCAAUUGAAAUUAGGUGUAGUAGGGUUUUUGAGCCUUGAAAGAAAGAAGGCAAAUUCAGCAGAGCAAUUCCUCCUCCACACCUCCGCCGUCACCAUGGGUCGUAUGCACAGUGGCGGUAAGGGUAUUUCUUCCUCUGCUCUUCCCUAUAAGCGCACACCACCUACUUGGCUCAAGAUCUCCUCUCAAGAUGUAGAGGAUAACAUUUGCAAGUUUGCAAAGAAGGGUCUUACACCAUCACAGAUUGGUGUGAUUCUUAGGGAUUCUCAUGGUAUUGCUCAGGUUAGGAGUGUUACCGGCAGCAAGAUCCUCCGUAUCCUCAAGGCCACUGGUCUUGCUCCUGAAAUCCCUGAGGAUCUCUACCAUCUUAUUAAGAAGGCUGUAGCAGUCCGUAAGCAUUUGGAGAGGAACAGAAAGGACAAGGACUCUAAGUUUAGGUUGAUUUUGGUUGAGAGCAGGAUCCACAGACUUGCUCGUUACUACAAAAAGACAAAGAAGCUCCCACCAGUCUGGAAAUACGAGUCUACAACUGCCAGCACCCUCGUGGCCUAAUACUCGUGGUAGAAAGAUGAUAGCUUCAGGCAGAGGGCAAAUUGGGCUUUAUUUCUUUGUAACAGAAUUAUAACCUUCAUCUCACAGUUGUGGUUAUGAUCAGAUUUUUUUUUUUUUACCCAUUUCCGUAGGAAGUGCUGUAGUACUUGUCAUCUGCUAUUACUUGAAAAUUUUGGUCGUUGAAGUCUUCGAUAUUCAUAUUUGUUUGCUCUUGAGAUUUUGUUGAAAUGAUGAAUUGCUCAAGACAUACAGACACAUUAAUGUUGAGUAGAGGUGUAGGGCAUUUCGUAUUCUCCAAGCAAUUCUUGAUUAGUCUUCAAA
Molecule: messenger RNA, 880 nt
Organism: Chenopodium quinoa (quinoa)
Lineage: Eukaryota; Viridiplantae; Streptophyta; Magnoliopsida; Caryophyllales; Amaranthaceae
Product: 40S ribosomal protein S13
Exons: 5
Coding region: 104-559 (151 amino acids)
Biological process (GO): translation
Cellular component (GO): cytosolic small ribosomal subunit; ribosome; nucleolus
Molecular function (GO): structural constituent of ribosome; small ribosomal subunit rRNA binding
Source: RefSeq, a predicted model, not a curated record